AGUAAAUAAUAUUCGAAAAACCUGGAAAUACCAAGUUCAGUUAUUAAUGAAAUAUUUUAUUUAAUCUUUGUACAAGUUUAGCAUAUAAUACACUCUGUACGAAUACGAAAUAGUACAUAUAAUAGACUGUGAUUAUGCCGAUAAAGUUGUUUGAACAAUGUAAGUGAACAGUACCGUGUCUAAAAGAGCUCCAGCAUACCGAUUUCGUCUAGUACCACUUAACUUUGAUAACUAAAAGUAUAUAUAAGCAGAUAAAUUAGUCUAAGGCUUUUUACAGUGAUUUUAAAGUAGUAAAGCCAGCUUGUGGUAGCACAAUGAAGAUAAAUAUUUUUAACUGCAAUUUAAUGUUCGUUUAACCGAGACAUUUUUGAGGAAAACAGUGGUGAUAAAAAUUUUGUGAUUUGUGUGCUAGUGUUCUAUUAAUACUAUUAUUUAAAAAUGAGUGAAAACGGUAUAGUAGAAAGAACAAACGAUGUGGAGUUAAGUGGUAUAAGUAGAAAUAAUGAUGGAAAUGUUGACGAAUUCAAAGUAGAAAUUCACAAGAAAAAAGUAGUGGGUAAUUAUGGAACAACAGACCAUCCCAUGUAUUAUUAUGAAGAAACGGAAGAUGUCAAUACGUAUUUUGCACAUAAUAAAAUAAACAUUCCCGAAACAGAAAAGUCAGGAUUUAGUUUUCGAAAAUUAUGGGCCUUUACAGGCCCGGGCUUUCUUAUGUCCAUAGCUUACUUAGAUCCAGGAAAUAUAGAGAGUGAUUUACAAUCUGGAGCCAUAGGCAGAUACAGAUUGUUAUGGGUAUUAUUCGGAGCGACAAUUUUAGGAUUUGUUGUACAAAUGUUAGCCACAAAACUAGGUGUGGUAACUGGUCUGCAUUUGGCAGAAAUGUGCCACAGGCAAUACAAAAAAGUUCCUAGAUUAAUUUUGUGGAUCAUGAUAGAAAUCGCUGUCAUAGGUUCGGAUAUGCAAGAAGUAAUAGGAACUUCUAUAGCUAUCUAUAUGCUAUCAAAUAAAGUGAUACCUUUAUGGGGUGGAUGCUUAAUAACAAUAAUAGACACCUUUACAUUCCUUUUUCUCGACAAAUAUGGGCUGAGAAAGCUGGAGUUGUUCUUUGGCCUGCUCAUAUCCGUCAUGGGCGUGACUUUUGGAUACGAAUAUAUUGUUUCUGGUCCUAAUCCAGCAGAUGUCACUAAAGGUCUUUUCUUCCCAUGGUGUGAAGGAUGUAACAAUGCAGUGUUUCUACAAGCAGUUGGUGUAGUUGGUGCAGUUAUUAUGCCGCACAAUUUGUAUUUGCAUUCGGCAUUGGUAAAAUCGAGGAACAUAGAUCGUAAAAAACCAGAAAAGAUUACGGAGGCAAAACUGUACUAUUCGAUCGAAAGUGCUGUAGCUCUUCUAGUCAGUUUGAUCAUCAACAUUUUUGUUGUUGCUGUUUUUGCCUUUGGAUUGUUCGAGAAGACAAAUAAUGAUUUGCUUGGUACUUGUAGUGCCAGUACUGCCAGCAUGUUUGACAUAGCAAAAGAGGCUUUUCCGGCAAAUGAUGAAAUUGUCGAUGCAGAUAUCUACAAGGGUGGCAUUUUCUUAGGUUGUACGUACGGCGUUGCCGCUAUGUAUAUAUGGGCUGUCGGAAUCCUAGCUGCUGGACAAAGCUCUACAAUGACGGGAACCUAUGCCGGACAAUUCGCUAUGGAAGGAUUUUUAAAUCUGCAAUGGCCAAAAUGGAAGAGAGUAUUAUUCACCAGAAGCAUAGCUAUGGUUCCUACGUUUUUACUAGCCUUCUUCAGCUCUCUAAACGAACUGACCACCUUGAAUGAUCUUCUGAACGCUGUCAUGAGCUUGCAGUUACCUUUUGCUCUGAUUCCAACCAUUGCGUUUACCAGCAACCCGAGACUUAUGGGGCAAUUCGUAAACGGCGUGCUAUAUAAGAUCACUUCAGUAGUUCUAGGAGCUAUUAUAAUUGGUAUAAACGUAUUUUUCGUGCACUCCACUAUCCAGGAGUGGAACUUGAACGUCUACGAAGUGUCAGUGAUAUACAUCUUGACAGUUUUCUAUUUCGUCUUUAUUGCCUACAUAGUUUUCCAUAUGUAUAUCAGCUUUGGGGGAAAAUCGCUGGAAAAUUCUUCGUGGGUUCAAAAAUACGUCGUUGUACCUCUAGAAACGAAAAAGAACGAAAAAUAAUUUUAGAUAUACGUAAUUUUGACAAUAAAAAAAUACUAAUUUAUUGUACACAAGUUUACAUGUACCUGUGAAAAUAUAUAAAUGUUAACGUUGA
Molecule: messenger RNA, 2263 nt
Organism: Sitophilus oryzae (rice weevil)
Lineage: Eukaryota; Metazoa; Arthropoda; Insecta; Coleoptera; Curculionidae
Product: protein Malvolio-like
Exons: 11
Coding region: 439-2169 (576 amino acids)
Biological process (GO): response to manganese ion; manganese ion homeostasis; metal ion transport
Cellular component (GO): apical plasma membrane
Molecular function (GO): manganese ion transmembrane transporter activity; iron ion transmembrane transporter activity; cadmium ion transmembrane transporter activity
Source: RefSeq, a predicted model, not a curated record